Exophiala xenobiotica is the source of this 1109-nucleotide messenger RNA. RefSeq lists its product as uncharacterized. Bases 74 to 766 code for a protein of 230 amino acids. The transcript is spliced from 2 exons. NCBI's taxonomy places the organism in Eukaryota, Fungi, Ascomycota, Eurotiomycetes, Chaetothyriales, Herpotrichiellaceae. The record is from RefSeq and is a predicted model, not a curated record. Gene Ontology annotation, molecular function: protein binding.
CCUCCUCCCACUUCUCCUUCUCGUCUCUCAGACCAUCUCUUCCAAAAUUGCAGACAUCCCAUCCGCAGUCACGAUGACCCACGGCGACAACUCAACCAUCCCAACGUCUGCACUGCACCCGAUCGAUGCAUUGCGGAUUGCCGUGGAAAAUAACGAUACAUCAAUGGUCCAAAGCCUCCUGGCUGCCGGUGGCCAGCCGAGACCGUUCGAAUUCCUUAACGCCGUGGAACAGGCUUCAUAUCCCAUUCUCGAACUAAUGCUGCAGCAUGGUUACGAUCCGAAUCAAGCUUGGCGAUGUGAUUAUCCUCCACCUCUUGCUGAUGCAUUGUUUGACCCUGAGCUUGUGCGAUGGCUCGUCAAACACGGUGCCGAUCCGAACGCUCGAUGUACAUUUGACAUGACACCUCUUUCGAUUGCUGCCAUAUCUGCUCCGAAAGAGAUCAUCGAGCUCUUGUUCGAGCUUGGUGCAUCAGUGGAUUUCGGGCAGCCACUCCAUUAUGCUGUUCAGCAGGGGCGUUCCGAUGAUGUGAUUGCUCUACUGCUAGAGAAAGGGUCAGACAUCAAUGCUAUCAUGUUUGAAAGCCACGACCUCUCAUACUGUCAAUUGAGUGUGCUGGGACUCGGAACGCCUCUCCAUGAAGCAGCACGCGCUAACAAUGAGAGACUGUGCCGGUUCCUCCUGUUGCAUGGAGCCAAACCAGGCAUCAGAGAUACUCUGGGAAAUCUACCAAAAAUCAACGGUUCUGCACUGGCAUGUGCUAUGUGAUGUCGUUUGGUAUCAAAAGAUUGAGCCUCGCAGACUGGGCCAGGAGAAGCGGAUGACAUUCGUUGCAGUUGGAAAAAUUCUUGAGCGCGGAAGAUCUGGGCCUUCGGACUUGGGAAACAUCUUUCUCCCUGCCAUUCAAUACCCUCGGUUGUUACGAAUCGGUCCACCAGGGUAGCACAGAAGGUCGGAGAAUUUUUACCAAGUGUGAAGUGCAAAGAGGAUAUGGCAGUGAGACUGCGUAUGGAGCGAGUCGGUACACGAGAGAAAUUGAUCGAUCCCCUGACAUGUAUCGAUAUGAUUGUGAAGAAGUUGACUAUAUAGCAAAGCUAUGUGUUUGGUUGUG